AUGUGUUUCUUAUUUGCUCUAGUAGUAUUUGUGUUCUCAGUGAUAGAUGUAGUUGCUGGCAGUGAAACACAAGAAUACAACUACAUAUUGCGAGAUACAAGUGACGUCACAAUGUUACCACUGGACGGUCAUCACGUGACCGAUGGAGUGCUGGACUGUGCUGUCACGUGCUCAAACUACGAGAACGACUGUUACAACUUUAUGUUUGAUGAGGCCAGUCGAGGGUGUUAUUUAGGUACCUGGUUCCUACCGAAGGCCUCCGUCAGCCCGUCAGUCCCACAAGCCCCGGCCGGGUCAAAGCUGUACACAAGGGGCAGAUACUGUGAGACCCAUGAGAUGGUCACCCCACUCAGCUAUGGCAGAAUGGGAUCUUGUAGCACGGCCGCUUGUCUCGAACAAAAUAAAGUAAGUAAAACGACAAAAGUUCUAAAAGACCCAGCUGUUUACGGAUCUUGUAUGGACGUGAAGAACUCCACCAACCCCAGACAACUUUUACAACUGUCGUCUGGUCUUGUCGUCAUGUGUGACACAGUGACAGAUGGAGGGGGCUGGACAAUUUUCCAACGUCGUGUCUCCGGUGUCGUGGACUUUUACCGCAACUGGGAGGAAUACAAACACGGGUUCGGAGACUUCGACGCUGGAGAAUUCUACCUCGGCAACGAAAACAUUUACUGUCUGACUUUCAACGGAACUUUCAAAUUAAGAAUUGACAUGACUUUCAAUGGUAGCAGGUAUUAUCUAUCAUACUCCAGUUUCAAAUUACAACCGGAACUUGAAUUUUAUAAAUUGCUAAUCAGUGGCUUCAGUGGAAACGCCAGCAACUGUCUAGGAGCUCACAAUGGAAGAAAUUUCAGCACGUAUGACAUGGACCAUGAUGAUGGUACCUCAAACUGUGCUGAGCUGUACCACGGCGCCUGGUGGUACUACAGUUGUCACGUGUCCAAUUUUAAUGGGCUCUUUGGUAGUCUGGAGUACAGCAAGGGAUUAACUUGUCGAACUUUGACCUCAACCUAUGUUGGUGUGGACAGUACUGAGAUGAAGUUUAAGGCGGUUUAG
Physella acuta is the source of this 1056-nucleotide messenger RNA. Its product is annotated as ficolin-2. NCBI's taxonomy places the organism in Eukaryota, Metazoa, Mollusca, Gastropoda, Physidae. The record is from RefSeq and is a predicted model, not a curated record.